CUUCCUGCUUCGCGCGCUCUUAGGUCUCGGGACCCACUCGGCUCCGCUGGGCUUGAGGGGCGGCGGGUGGUGGGCGGAGGGUGGUGUUUCCGCGGGUCGGCGGCUACUGAGCUGCCCAGCCGUCCGCAGAAAGCCCGUCCGCCGAGGUGGAGCGAAGCUUUUCUCCGCCGCCGCCCUCUCCGCCCUCGGAGCUCUCCCAGGAUACCUCAGAUUUCCCUGGAGUCCGGAGCUCUAGGGGCGCGCUCGGCCCUCCUUUUCCUCUUCAGCCUGCGCCGCGAGCGGCUGCCGGCCUGGCCAGCACCUCGCGUGUGGGACCUUAUCCCUUAGCCUCAAUGCCCGUGCGAGAAGAGUUGAGUGGGUGCCGGUGGUUGGAGCUGUGCAGGUGUCCCCCGGUGGCAAGUGUGGCCACGGCACCGGGCGCUAUUAAGUUUUAUGCGCGCACGUUGCAAGGACUGUGUGUGAGUCUGGUAAUAUUCGUAGGUUACAGAGAUUAAGAAGUGACUUAUCUUCCUUUGGGGCAGCAUUAAGCCCAAUACAGUCUGGAAGCCUCAGUUACUGAAAAUGGAUGUGAAAGUGAAUCAAGAGCAAGGCAGCAUUAGAAUGAAACCACUCCACUUGCUCUUGGUGGUGGUGUGCUCCCGACCACUUUCACUUUGGCACUGCCAGGAUUGGAAUUGGCGUGUAUACUCAAACUCUGGAAAAUUUUGUUCACCUUAAGGAUGUCCACUCUCACCACUUUUAUUCAACGUCGUACUGGAAGUUCUAGUCACAGCAGUGGGACAACAGAAAAAGACAAAAGGCAUCCAAAUCGGUUUCAUCUGGGAAUAGUAUUGUUACGAGCAGUAACUUUACAACAGAAAUCUCUUGGUGUACUUGUACUCACAUUUUGGCGGGAUAUCUUCUUGGAGGACUACCAUAACUAUAUUUUCCAAGAUUUUCAUUGAUAAAUUGAUUACUGCUGAACUGGAGGACAAUAUAUCUGCAAAAUACCCAAAAACAGAUAAAAAAUUCAUUCUGACCUUGGUAUAAUUUGGUAUCCUGAGUGUCUGUCUUAGCAAGAAGGAAGUGGAAAAUACUCUUGAAAAGAAAACUAAGACAAUAAGGAAGCCAGAACUUACUUUUACAUGGUGAUUUGCUCACUUAACAGUAUGGACACUUUUCCCACCACAUUUCCUCCUGGUGGAGACAGUGGGCUGACAUAUUCUCAGUCUGAGGUGCAAAAAAUGUUAAUUGAUGAAAGGUUACGAUGUGAACAUCAUAAAACUAACUAUCAGACUCUUAAAGCCGAACACACAAGGUUGCAAGAUGAGUACAUAAAGUCACAAAAUGAACUCAAGCGCCUAUUAAAUGAAAAGCAAACUCACCAGGAAAAAUUUCAGCUGCUGCUUGAAGAGCUACGAGGGGAAUUAGUAGAGAAAACUAAAGACUUAGAAGAAAUGAAACUGCAGGUGUUAACUCCACAAAAGUUGGAACUGUUACGAGCCCAGAUACAACAAGAAUUAGAAACUCCAAUGAGGGAACGUUUUAGGAAUCUGGAUGAAGAAGUGGAAAAGUAUAGAACUGAAUAUAAUAAACUCCGCUAUGAACAUACAUUUCUUAAAUCAGAAUUUGAACACCAGAAAGAAGAAUUUGCACGUCUUCUACAAGAAGAAAAAAUAAAAUGUGAAUCAGAGAUUGCAGGACUGGAGAAAGAUAAAGAAGAACUACAUAAUCAACUGCUUAGUGUUGAUCCCACAAGAGACAGCAAACGAAUGGAACAACUUGUUCGAGAAAAAGUCCAUUUAUGUCAGAAAGUAAAAGGCUUAGAGGCUGAGGUAGCCGAAUUAAGGGCUGAAAAAGAAAAUUCUGGUGCUCAGGUAGAAAAUGUCCAAAGAAUCCAGGUACGGCAGUUGGCUGAGACGCAGGCUACAGUCAGAUCCCUGGAGGCUGAAAAACAGUCAGCUAAACUACAGGCUGAACGCUUGGAAAAAGAGCUACAAUCAAUCAAUGAACAAAAUACUGUUUUAAUUAGUAAAUUGCAUAAAGCUGAACGGGAAAUAAAUACAUUGACCAGUAAAGUAAAAGAACUUAAACAUUCAAACAAACUAGAAAUAACAGACAUCAAACUGGAGGCAGCAAGAGCUAAGAGUGAGCUAGAAAGAGAAAGGAAUAAGAUUCAAAGUGAACUGAAUGGGUUACAGUCAGACAAUGAAAUUCUCAAGUCAGCUGUUGAACACCACAAAGCACUCCUAGUAGAAAAGGAUCGUGAAUUAAUACGUAAAGUACAAGCUGCCAAGGAAGAAGGUUAUCAAAAACUCGUGAUAUUACAAGAUGAAAAGCUAGAGCUUGAGAACAGAUUAGCGGAUUUAGAAAAAAUGAAAGUGGAACAUGAUGUCUGCAGACAGUCUGAAAAGGAUCAGUGUGAAGAGAAAUUGCGAGCUUCACAGAUGGCAGAAGAGUCGGCCAGAAGGGAACUUCAGAGUAUUAGGUUAAAACUUCAGCAACAAAUUGUGAAUAUUGAAAAUGCAGAGAAAGAAAAAAAUGAAAAUGCUGACCUGAAACAGCAAAUCAGUAGUUUGCAGAUCCAAGUGACCUCACUUGGACAGUCAGAGAAUGAGUUGCUGAAUUCAAACCAAAUACUGAAGGAAAUGGUAGAGAGGUUAAAACAGGAAUGCCGAAAUUUAAGAAGCCAAGCUGAGAAAGCACAACUAGAAGUUGAAAGGACUUUGGAAGAGAAACAGAUACAGUGGUUGGAAGAAAAGCAUAAAUUUCAGGAACGUCUCACUGACAGAGAAGAAAAGUAUAAUCAAGCUAAAGAAAAACUGCAGCGAGCUGCAAUUGCCCAGAAAAAGAGAAAAUCCCUUCAUGAAAACAAAUUGAAGAGACUGCAGGAGAAAGUAGAAAUCUUAGAGGCAAAGAGAGAAGAAUUAGAAACAGAAAACCAGGUGUUAAAUAGACAAAAUGUUCCAUUUGAAGAAUAUACAAGGCUUCAAAAAAGACUAAAGGACAUACAGAGAAGACAUAAUGAAUUUCGAAGUUUAAUUUUGGUUCCUAACAUACCUCCAACAGCAUCCAUCAAUCCUUUUAGUGUUCAGUCAUCAGCCAUGGUUCCAGGCAUGGACUUGUCGUUUCCUCCUCAUAUGCAGGAGGAACAGCAUCAAAGGGAACUCUCUCUACUUCGCAAAAGACUAGAAGAACUAGAAACAACACAAAGGAAGCAACUAGAGGAACUUGGAUCUCCUGGGGAAUGAUGUUCAUGGAAAAAAGAUCAAAAGGGAUGAAAUCACUGUGACUCAAUAAAGCUUGAAGUUUUAACGUA
Acinonyx jubatus (cheetah) is the source of this 3298-nucleotide messenger RNA. RefSeq names its product centrosomal protein 83 (gene CEP83). The transcript has 20 exons. Gene Ontology annotation, cellular component: centrosome. The record is from RefSeq and is a predicted model, not a curated record. NCBI's taxonomy places the organism in Eukaryota, Metazoa, Chordata, Mammalia, Carnivora, Felidae. Bases 1125 to 3230 code for a protein of 701 amino acids.